Messenger RNA from Aspergillus terreus NIH2624, 1299 nucleotides. RefSeq lists its product as uncharacterized. The record is from RefSeq and is a predicted model, not a curated record. The transcript has a single exon. Lineage: Eukaryota; Fungi; Ascomycota; Eurotiomycetes; Eurotiales; Aspergillaceae. Bases 1 to 1299 code for a protein of 432 amino acids. Gene Ontology annotation, biological process: transmembrane transport. Gene Ontology annotation, molecular function: transmembrane transporter activity.
AUGGACCAUCAUCCGGAGGAUCGCGACAAAUACCCCUCCAUCAGCGAUGACACCAGCGACGAAUAUGAAGACUCCGACGAGACCGCCGACCACCUCGACUCGCUCGAGCUGAACCGCAUCAACACCUACCGACUGCAGCAGAAGACGACCGUCGGGUCGACGCGAGGCCCCCUCCCCCGAGACGAAUGGCUGCCCAUGGGAGCGGGCAAGGACUAUCCGCCUCUCCUUCCGGACCCGGAGACCUACGUGGUGGAAUUCGACGGCGCCGAUGACCCCCUACACCCGUACAACUGGUCGAUGCUACGGCGGAUCGCGCUGGUGUGCAUCCUAGUCUACGGCACCUUCGCAGGAUCCUUCACCAGUGCCGUCUUCUCCGCGGCCAUCUCCUCCGUCAGUGAGGAAUUCCACAUCAGCCAGGAGGUAGGCUCCCUAGGUGUGACAUUAUACGUCCUCGGGUUCGCCGCCGGCCCAACCAUCUGGGCCCCGGCAUCCGAACUCAUCGGCCGGCGCUGGCCACUGUGCAUCGGCCUCUUCGGCUGCGGCGUCUUCACGAUCGCCUGCGCAACAGCAAAGGACGUGCAGACGAUCAUGCUAACCCGCUUCUUCGCGGGGCUGUUCGCCGCCAGCCCCAUCUCCAUCGUGCCCGCCGUGUUUGCGGAUCUAUUCAACAACACACAGCGGGGCAUCGUCAUGUCGAUCUUCUGCAUGGCGGUGUUUAUCGGGCCGUUCGCGGCGCCCUUUGUAGGCGGCUUCAUCGCCAUCAGCUCGCUCGGCUGGCGCUGGAUCAUGUACAUAUCGACCAUCAUGGUGUUCCUCGGGUUCCUCCUGGUUCUAUUCUUCCUGGACGAGACGUAUGCGCCCGUCAUUCUUGUCCGCAAGGCGGCUACCCUGCGCCGCCAGACACGUAACUGGGGCAUCCAUGCCAAGCAGGACGAGGUCGAAGUCGAGCUGAAGGAGCUACUGCGGAAUAACUUCGGGCGGCCGAUCAAGAUGCUCAUCACGGAGCCGAUCCUGCUGCUCGUCUCGCUGUAUAUCUCGUUUAUCUACGGGCUGAUCUAUGCGCUGCUGGGCGCGUACCCGGUUGUUUUCCAGGGCGUAUAUGGGAUGAACAUGGGCGUGGGCGGACUGGCCUUCGUCGGGCUGAUACUGGGCGAGCUGCUCGGGGGUGUUUUCAUCCUCAUGCUGCAGGGGUCGUAUGCGCGCAAGCUGGCCGCGAAUGGGGACAGACCCAUCCCCGAAUGGCGUCUUCCACCGGCCAUUGUGGGCGCUGUCGCCUUUACCGGGGGGAUGUUUUGGUAA